AUGCUCGAUUACGCCAAGGCCCUUCCUUUCGUCUUGGUCCUCGCAGCUAUGCGGGACCCGAAGUACUCUGCCGCUUCUGGUAUCGUACAUCCAGCAUCGUGCAACCUUACGGCCUUUCCCCUCUCUGAUUCUGAUUCCGACACCCCUCACGCCCUUCCCGAGGAUUUUUCCAGCUCAGCAUCAGCGACGAAUGAAGAUAAUACUACGCUCGACACUUCUCCUUCUCCGCCUUCAUCCUCGUACGGUAUUAUCGAGCUUCUCAUCAUGCUCAUAAGCCAAAUUGCGAUACUCGCACAUCAACUCCUACAUAUCUCUUCCGUCGUCGAUGUUCUUUCCUCCUCGUUCGUGACCCUCGAGCAGGCCACCGACCUGGAAACGACGAACCUCCACGCCGCAAUGGAGCUCGUCAAGCAAGAUCUCGAUUCCGUUAAGGAUCAGUCGCAUUGCCACGAACGGAAACUUGCUCACGAGACUACAAAAUUCGCCAGCCUCGUCGCUGAUCAGCAACGCCAGAUCGACUACCUCAGCAAACAACUCCACGAGGAACGUGAACUCUCGAUAGAUAUCAAGAAGAAUCUCGAAAAGCUUACUUCUCGCAUCUCGCGAGGCGAUAAGGACCUGGACGCCUUCCACGGACGUUUGCACGGACAACUCGCCCGUCAAGUCAAAGAUCAAUUACGAGCGGAGAAUGACGUUGCUGACCUUCGCAAGGAACUCGAUGCCUUCCACGGACGGCUGCAUGGCCAACUCAUCUGUCAAGUCAAGGAUCAGAUGCGAAUGGAGAGCGACGUCGCCGACCUUCGCAAGGACAUCCCGAAGACACUAUCCCUAUAUCACACGAGGAUAUCGACUCUGGAAGUCGCGUUAUCUCAGGCCAAACCGCCUGCUUCACCUCAGGACGUUGUUUGCAACUCCAAGCCGGUACGAAGUGUCACGUUUGCCGAUACCAACCCCCUGCCAGAGCAAGUACGUCCUAACUCUCAUCAAAAUCUCCCAACGCCACCGAGCACAUUGCCGAAGAAGCAACGAUCAGGUAUUUCAACUUUUACCCCACCGUUUCGGUUCAUUGAUCGUGAAUCAAUUUAUAUCCAGAAAUCCGCGCCAAUCAGCUCAAGGGCAGCUGGAGUACCUACUAAGCCCACCACCCCGAAAACCCCUACGACGGUUGAUUCCGCCAGACGUCCGGUUACUGUCAAGUCUUCGGUUCCUAAGGUCCUGCCGAGCUCAAAGAUUGCGAUAUCUGUCACGAAGGUGUCAUCUGCGCCUAAAGCAGGGGUCUUGAAGACCCCCGCAUCCAAAGGCAUAGGCGCGUCUUCUAACAACCCUGCCCGCAGAGAGUCCGCGACUCUCAAGAAGAGCGGCAUUGCCACCAAGGCCAAAGUGCAGGAGCCUAGAGCUCCUCUCGAGAAGAGCGGCAAUGUCGUCAAGGGCAAUGUGAAGGAGCCUAGUGCUUCUCUCAAGAAGAGAGCCGCCGCCGCCAAGGGCAAAGUGCUGAAACCUCGUACCAACCAGGUGUUGCCUCCGUCCUCGUCGCCAGUUACUCCCGCCACCACAUCGCAUGCCCCGGACUCGACGUCCCGGCCAGACGAAACAUCGCAGGGCGUUGCCAGUCAAGCCCUGUCAUCGGCAUCAUCCUUGGAUGCGCUGGAUGCUGCUGUGCAGCUUCACUCGCUGGGCGACCUGCGCGAUCCACUACCUUCUUUGGACUCGAUGUCUUGGCUGACUGGCGGAUUGGACGGCGUUGCUAGUCAACCCCUGUCGUCGUCGUCAUCCUUGGAUGCGCUGAAUGCUGCUGUGCAGCUCCACUCGCUGGGCGAUCUGCGUGAUCCAUUGCCUUCAUUAGACUCGAUGUCCUGGCUUGACGAGUAUCACGAGAUUGCGGGUCAACCUCUUUGCUCGUUAUCGUCAGUGGAAGCUUUGGAUGUUGCUGUGCAGCUUUUAUCGCUGGACGACCUCCGCGGACCGCUGCCCUCGUUGGACUCGAUGUCCUUCCUCGACGAUGACGCUUUUCCGGUCCCUCCCUUCAAAAGUCUUGGCCGGGAUAAGACUCGAAGUAUCAAGCGUCAGGGAGUUUCAGGUCAAACUCUUCCCCCAAUGAAAGUUUUGGACGCUGCUGUGCAGCUUUCAUCGCUCGACGACUUGUGUGGGACGAUGCCCUCGUUGGACUCGAUGUCCUUCCUCGACGACGACUCUCUUCCGGUUCCUCCCUUCAAGAGCCUUGCACGGAACAAGGCUUGAAACCUGUCUCUUGGUACUCCGCGUACUUGAGCGCGGAAACCGCACACCACGACACAACCCUCCCUUCCCCCCCUCCCUUUAGAGCCUCAGUAUUUGUUUCCUUUCUCUCUCUGUUUCUCCUAUCUCUAUGAUUCAUCUUUUUUUCUCUGCUCUGUAUCAUCUCUCUAUCUCUCUAUCUCUCCCUCUUUUUUUCCCUUCUCCCCACUCUCUCUAUCAGUUUCUCUCUCUCUCUCUCCUUGUAUCGUCUCAUUUUCCUUCUCUUUCUCCAUAUAUCUCUAUCCUCUCUGCUCUGUAUUUUCCUUGCUCUAUAUCUUCAUCUCAUUUUCCUCAGUUUCUUUACUAUCGUAGUAGUCUAAUAUGUUUUCUACCGGAUAUUCAACUGUGUUCAAAAUUGUUCAGCGUUCACCUCUCGCACCUCAAGCUUCCCGCGGACUUGA
Molecule: messenger RNA, 2675 nt
Organism: Suillus paluster
Lineage: Eukaryota; Fungi; Basidiomycota; Agaricomycetes; Boletales; Suillaceae
Exons: 6
Coding region: 1-2238 (745 amino acids)
Source: RefSeq, a predicted model, not a curated record